CGUCGAUCAGGGAGCUGAGUUUUCCGUUGCGAACGUUACACCUGCGUGGUAGGGUCAAAGUUACAUUGCCCUACACCCUUGGAAUCCUCAUAAAAUGGUUGAUGCUGAGUUAAAUGGCAAAAGCGACAAUAAAGUGAAUGUAGUUGCCAUCGGAGACUUGUCGAAAGCAGAUGCUGUGAGUAAACCAGAUGAUGUUCAAGAAGAGACUGCCUACACGGUUAAAAUAAUUCCAACCCAUUCAGACCCUUUCGAACUACAAGUGAGCUCCUUUGAGCUUGUACAGGAAAUACAUCGUGUGUUAAUGGAUCGAGAAGAAACCUGCAGUUGUACCUGCUUUUCAUUGGUUCUCAAUGGUCAGACACUUGAUAUGUUUGCUGACUUAAAAUCAGUUGAUGGCUUAGCUGAUGGCGUCGAACUAAAGGUUGUGGAAGAGCGCUACAGUGUUCGGGAAGCCAAAAAUCAUAUCCGACACAUCCACGAUCUCCUUCAUUCAAUUGAACCUUACGAUGCUUACACAGGUAGAGAACAGAUGUCCCUUUCGUUCGUCAAUUCAGUGGCAGGAGAACUAGAGCGGAAACAUUUCCCUACUCGGUUGGAUAUGCGGACAGACUUCAUACCACCUGAAUAUGUUAUGCCCGGUUAUGGUACAAACUCUAGCCUCCCAUUAUUGCCUUUACAUCCUUUGGAACGUGAUGGAAAGCCAGUUAAAUGCGUUCGCCAACUGAAUUACAGUAACUGGAACCCACCACCACCUGCAAGACGACUAUUGGGUGACUUGAUUUAUUUGUUCUUCCACACGCUAGAGGACAAAAAAUACCAUAUAACUGCUUGUCCCAGAGGAUUUUAUGUAAAUAUGUCCACUGAUGAUCAGUUUAAUCCCCACCCAAUACAACAUGCCUAUGUAGCACAUUCUCUGAUCGAUCUGCUGCGUCAACUUAGCCCAGGCUUCAAGCGCAAUUUUGAGUCCCUUUUAAAAACUCGAGCUUCUAAACACCCGUUCGAACGUGUCCCGACUCCGUACCAAGUCCACUCCUGGUUAGCACCUCUAAUCGAACAUUCUCCAGAUUCUGUAAGAAAGGAAGAAGCGUUUUCCUCACGUAUGGCUUGCGAAGAAAAUUUGCCCGGGCAGACUAGGGAUUGGAACGAGGAGCUACAAGUUACUCGUGAACUUCCACAGUCACGUCUUACAGAACGAUUACUUAGAGACCGUGCUAUCUUCAAGUCAAACAGUGAUUUUGUCGCUGCAGCAACUCGUGCUGCUGUUAGCGUGGUAAACGGAGAUAUUAUGGCUAUUAACCCGGGAGAAACGCGUAAACAGCAAAUGUUUAUCUGGAACAAUAUGUUUUUCUCACUCGGAUUCGAUGUCAAAGAUCAUUACAAACAUUUCGGUGGUGAAUAUGCUGCAUAUGCUGCCACGUCUAGCGAUUUAUGUGGAGUGCGCGCAUAUUCAAUGCUAGAUCAAUCUGGGCUGUAUACUCUUGGGACAGCUAUUAUAGAUUACCGCGGUUUCCGUGUUACUGCUCAGACAAUUAUACCAGGUAUUUUGGAGAAAGAGCAAGAACAGUUAGUUGUUUAUGGCUCAAUUGAUUUUGGCAAGACAGUGCUGACCGAUAAGCGUUAUGAAGAAUUAUUAUCUAAAACGGCUAAACAAUUGAAAAUCAAACCACACAAAGUGGUCAACCAAUCAGGUGAUACAAUACAGUUAUAUUCAUCUGUGGAUUGUAAAGGGAUUGUUGGAAAUGAUAAUCGAACUUAUAUUCUGGAUUUAUUACGUACUUUCCCACCAGAUCUAAACUAUUUAGAUAACGGUAGUGAUAUACGACCUCAACUGUCUCCUGAAUUAGUGAAGCUAGGUUAUCCUUAUCAACAUCGACAUAUGUUGGCGACUUUAAGACAAGAAUUGAUUGAAGCAUUUUUCGACUAUCGUUAUGAAAUGUUUCUACGUCUGGCUGCUCUGGAGAUCCAGAAGGUUAAAUCUUCCAUAAACGUUGGAGAUGAUGAUCAGAAUGCUGUUAGUUUGCAAAAUGGACAGGAUAACUGUCCAAACACUACUAUUGAUCCAUUGUCUCCCAAGGAUAGUCUAGUUACAACAAAACAUCAAAUAGAUCAUCAUGAUGUAACUGGACACUCUGGUAAUGCUUUAAACUCAGGGAUUGGGACGAUAAAGUCUCCAUGCAAGAAUCAAUCAGAUGAUUUAAGUCUGAUGAAAAAAUUACUCGAAGAUGAUCAAGACAUGCAGAAAAGUGACGUAAUUCAAGAAGCGAUCCGCAAAGCAGCUGCAGCUGUCGGCUCUCUGAGUACCGACCGUUUUGAGCUUGCAUUCAAUCCUGACAUUUAUCAGAAAUUUGUCAAAUUUUGUGAUUCAGAGGAACAAUCGUUAACAACCGACCAAGAACUAGUGUGCAGUGCUUGUGAAUUUCUGGUUUUGAAACAGAUCCCAGCAUUUGUCAGAGAUGCGUUAAGCUUGUGUAUCACUCCCCAAGAUGGUAGAGCUCUGAUUGAGUUGAUGCAUCAACGUGGUAUCAAUGUACGUUAUUUGAAUCGUAUAAUCGAAUCAGUCAGUGCUCAUCAGUCAUUAGGCUACUUGAAAAAAAUGGCUAUUUGUGAAGUUUUGUUACGAUCAGCAAAACACUUAUUUAAAACAUAUCUUCAAGAUGUUGAUCCUAUGCUCCUUUCAGUUGGUGUUGCUCAUUUUCUAAACUGUUUUUUAACAGCUUGUCCUAAUCUUACACCCUUACUGGGAAUUGAUGAGCAAGUCCUCAAAUUGAAUCGUAAUAAAAAGAAUAAGAAAAAAUCUAAAAAUCUUCGUGAAUCACCAGAGGAAAUGGCAUGGCUUAAUGAAACACAUUCCAGUAUGUGGUCUGAAAUAAUUAAAGAAGCUAAAGAAUACUAUCAUUAUCAGAUAACUGCGUUAGACAUUGAUGAAUUCUGUAAAAUUUAUGAAGUUCAACGUAUUCAGCUUGUUAGAACAUUUUGCACAUCUGUUGGUAUUCAGCUACUUUUACGCGAGUAUAAUCUCACUCUACCGAAUGGUGUGAAACACCAUCAGAAACCGGUAUUCAAUACUGAAGAUAUAAUAUCUCUUUAUCCAAUUGUGAAACAUUUACAUCCUCAUGCAACUGAUGCUUAUCAUUAUUUCACAACUGGUCAAGCUCGAAUUUCUGCUGGUCAUCUUCAAGAAGGUUUCGAAUUGAUUAACGAAGCUUUAAGUCUAUUAAAUGGUGUAUAUGGCCCUCUUCAUCCUGAUAUUGGUGCUUGUAAUCGUCUUUUAGCUCGUUUAUCUUAUGUUAUGGGUGAGCAUGAAGCUGCAUUAUUGUUUCAACAUCGUGCUACAAUGAUUAGUGAACGUGUGCAUGGCAUUGACAGCCCUAAUACAGCUACUGAAUAUAUACAUUUCUCACUGUAUGUAUUCGCUUGUGGACAUAUACCUACAGCUUUGCAAUUACUUUAUCGGGCUCGUUAUAUAGCACUUUUAUGCCAUGGUGAAUGUCAUCCUGAAAUAACACAAAUAGAUACCAAUAUCGGUCUAAUGUUACAGUUAGUUGGUGAAUUUGAUUUGGCUUUAAUAUUUUUCGAAAAUGCAUUAUCUUUGAUUAAAUUAUUUUAUGGUGAACGAAAUUUGAAAGAAGCGUUCACUUGUCAUUUAAUCAGUCUCACAUAUACUUAUCGUGGUGAUUUUCGUACUGCUCUUGAUUAUGAAAAACGUCGUUUUCUAAUCUAUAAAGAACGUUUAGGUCCUGAUAGCGAUUAUACUAAAGAUAGUGAUGAAUGUUUACGACAACUUACCCAACAAGCUGUUACAAUUGCACGUAAAGUAGCUGAACUUACAGCGGCGGCUGCUGCUUCUUCAACAAAAUCAAAUGAUUCUUCAUUGAAUAGUCAUUUCAAUUCACAUUCUUCAACUAGUAAUCAUGCUUUUAUUAAUGAAUCACUUGUUGCUAAAGCAGUUUUAUCCAAUUCAUUCGGUAUUGCUGCUGGAGGAAAUGCUAAUUUAACUGGAGGCAGUGGUGCUGGUUCAUUAACUUUGCCUAUUCCAACUAUUUCGUCAAUUUUAGAAACACUCAAUCGUGUAAAUGGAAUAUUAGUUAUACAAAUAAGAGGAAAAGAUGACAAUCAACAACAUACUCAUGAUGAAAAUAAAAAACAUUCAGUCAAUAAAUCUGAUCUUACAGAAUCGCCUAUUGUCAUAUGUGAUAAAAUUCGACAAUCCAAGAAUGAUAUUCAUCUGUUGACACCAUCAUCCUCCAAUGAUAAAGACUCAUCGAAAUUUUUUCCCACUGCAUUAAAUAACAACGAUGUGAACAAAUCUGUAAUUCCAGUGUUGUAAUAUGUGUUGAUACGUGUGGAUUGGUUUGAUUCCCUGACGCUAAUGAUAAACUAAUUGUUUUUUUUAAUGGUGUUAUAAUAUGAAAAAAAAAUUGAAUGGAAUAUUUCCAACAAUUGUCGAAAGUGUAUCUUCAUAAUCCCAAUUACAAUUACAUUAAUUGUUUUAGGUGAACAGAAUACAAAUAUAAAUUCAUUUCAAAACAUUAAUUUGUUGCAUAGAUAUGAUUUUAGUUUAAUAAAAGCACAAAAUUACUUUGAUAAUUAACUCUUGUUGUGUAUACUAACUGUUAGUCUUCCUAUUUUGUUCUUUUUCUAUACAUAUUUUAUUUGUAAUUUAUGUAUCAUAGUUUAGAUGAACACUUAGUUACAUUUGUCUUAUCUAUUUCUUGAUAGAAUAUAACAUUUUGUACACACUACACCUGUAUUCCUGUCCUAUAUAUAUGUGUGUGUGUGUAUGCUCACUGAUACAAAUGUAUGUGAAUUACAUUUUAUAGUUCUACUCUAUGUGUAUAUCUAUGCAAAAUCCUUUGUUUCAAACAAAUCAUAUUAGUCUGUAGAAUAAUUAACUAAUUCUGUCCAUUUUUGCAUUUCAUAGAGUACUACCAUUGAGUUUUACACCUUUUGUUUCCUAAAUAUAAUACAUCAUUCGGGG
Molecule: messenger RNA, 4978 nt
Organism: Schistosoma turkestanicum
Lineage: Eukaryota; Metazoa; Platyhelminthes; Trematoda; Strigeidida; Schistosomatidae
Source: the annotation of a GenBank genome assembly